GUGUAUGUAACAGGGAGAAAGAGUGGAGAAAAGCAACAGGAACAAAAGUUGUGGACCUGAGUGAACAGCUCUGCGGUGCUCACCCGUGAAAUGUUGUAACCAGCUCUCCGUUUGCAACAGACAGCUAGCCGUGUGCUUUGUAGACGACGGUGGCCUCACCUUGCAUUGCGUUGCCAAAAGGCGUCUCUUGAAGCUUUUUUGGCACAUCGCGGAGACUGGAUGCGCUCGGGGACGGUGGUUCUCUUUGGUUAACGUCAGCUAAGUUUUAACGCUAGUUAGUGGGGAAAGACGCCUCGUUUCUCGUAGAAAAUGCCUUAGAUGAAUUAAAUCCACGUAGUUUUAAUACAUUUUACCCUGUUUGUCCAUCCGUACUCGACACGUUUUGGACUUGCUCUGAGGGAACACGUCUCCUGACCCUUGGUGACAGCAGAGGUGCAGGAACAGGGCUGCUGAGAAGCCUGGAAAUUGAUCACUAUUUUACCUGAUCUAGCACUGGAUUAACUGGGCUGCAAUGGCGUCACCCGGAGACGUCGCUGGGGGAGGAGCUAACGAAGAAUUCAACGACAAAAUCAAAUCAAGAUCUGAUGAGCACGACGCAGUGCAGAAGAAAACGUUCACCAAAUGGAUAAAUGCACAAUUCUCCAAGACAGGGAAGACGCCCAUCAAAGACAUGUUCACCGAUUUGAGAGACGGGAGGAAGCUGCUGGACCUUCUGGAGGGUCUCACUGGCAGUGUCCUGAGCAAAGAGCGAGGUUCCACCAGAGUGCACUCUCUGAACAACGUCAACAAAGUACUUCAAGUCCUACAUCAAAACAAUGUGGAUCUGGUAAACAUAGGAGGGACAGAUAUUGUGGAUGGGAACCACAAGCUGACAUUGGGCCUCAUCUGGAGUAUUAUCCUUCAUUGGCAGGUGAAAGACGUCAUGAAGGAUGUUAUGUCCAACCUACAGCAAACCAACAGUGAAAAGCUCUUACUGAGUUGGGUACGACAGUGCACCCGCUCUUACCCGCAAAUCAAUGUGUUGAAUUUCACCACCAGCUGGGUGGAUGGCCUAGCUCUAAACGGCAUACUUCACCACUUCAGGCCAGAUGCUUUUAGCUGGGAUAAGGUGGUCACGAUGAACCCUGUGCAGAGACUGGACCACGCCUUCACUUUCGCCAAAGACCAGCUGGGUAUUGAGAAGCUGCUGGAUCCUGAAGACGUGGCAGUGCAAGUACCAGAUAAGAAGUCCAUCCUCAUGUAUAUAACAUCGCUUUUUGCCGUGCUGCCGAAAGACGUGAGCAUGGAGGCCAUCAAAGAAGUGGAGACCCUCCCACGCAAAUAUAAAGUGGAGUCAGAAGACUCAGGUCCAGGACUCGGUGCCCAGACUGUACAGACAGAGGAGGCAGGCAGCAGUCCCCGGCCCGAGACCCCCAGCACCAUGACUGAGACAGAGGGUGAGAUGAAGGGCGGCCUGCUGGAGGGGGACCUUGACACCUACCAGACUACGCUAGAGGAGGUUCUGACUUGGCUGCUGAUGGCUGAGGAUGAUCUACAGGGUCAGGACGACGUUUCGGACGAUGUGGAAGAAGUCAAAGAGCAGUUUCACACACAUGAGACAUUUAUGAUGAAACUGACAGCGCGUCAGAGCAGUGUGGGUUAUGUGCUACAAGCGGGUAACCAACUGAUUGCUCAAGGCAACCUAACAGAAGAGGAAGAAGAUGAAAUCCGGGAACAGAUGACCCUCCUCAAUGCCCGCUGGGAGGCUCUUAGAGUGGAAAGCAUGGACCGUCAGGCCAGGCUCCAUGAAGUCCUGAUGGAUCUUCAGCAGCAGCAGCUGCAGCAGCUUUCUGACUGGCUGACACAGACGGAGGAGCGAAUCAGGAGAAUAGAGACACAGCCAGCAGCAAAGGACAUGGAGGCCUAUAAAGAACAGAUAGAGCAACACAAAGAACUCCAGAAUGACUUGGAGGCGGAGCAAGUAAAGGUCAAUUCUUUAACACACAUGGUGGUCGUGGUGGAUGAGAAUAGCGGUGAGAGUGCCACUGCUGCCCUGGAGGAGCAAUUACAAAUUUUAAAGGAAGACAUGGAAAAGAAAAGGAGGGCUCUGGACAAGCUGUCUGAUGCAGGACAGGAUGUGAUCCAGCUGCUGCGAAGUCCUGAUGCAGGAGCGAAGAUCGAGGCAGACACAGAGGAGCUGACACAGCGAUGGGACAGCUUGGUGCAGAAGUUAGAAGACUGCUCGUUUCAGCUAAUGGAAGCUGUGACGGAUGCUGGGAUGACUCAGGUGGAAGAACAGGUCGUCGUGGAUACAAUUGCUGUGGAUUCGGUCACUUCAAUUGACGAUCAGGACCUGGCCCCACCUGCUCCCCCAAAGAAACGUCUGGUGGAGACGGAUGCAGAAGUCAUAAGAAUGUUUGAAAACAAAAUUUCUGAGCUUUUGAGCUGGAUAAAAACGUGGAAGAUGUCCACUCAGGCACUGGCCACCACACAUCCUGAGACUACACCUGAUACUCCAGACCUUCAGGAGAAUCUAAAGGAUUUGGAAGCAGAACUUAAAGCAAAAGAAGCCACAGUGAGUCAGAUGAUCCAGGGGGGAAGAGCCCUGAUGGACCAGCUAGAGAGAGAGGCUGUGAGUGUGGAUCUGGUGAGGGCAAACAUAGAGCAGCUCCAGACUGAGUGGGAUGUCUGUGCGAGGGAGCUGCAGGCAGCCCGUGAGCGGGUUCUCACGCAGACCCGGCUGAGAGCGGUUUCUAAUGAACUUGCAGGCUUGGACCGGGUCUUGCAGGAACAGGACCAGUGGCUGGACUCGACCGCGCCUGUAGAAAAGUGCAACAAGAUGGAGCUCGGAAACCUGAGGGGGGAAUGCCAGUCUCAAAUUGCUCAGGUCACCGCCUUCAGUCCACGACUGGAGCAGCUGUCUGCAGAGGCAGGGUCAAUGGGAGCCCUGCCUUCUCUAAAAGACAACAUGGUGGUGGUUUCUGCACAUCAUGCCUCCACCCUGCAGAAGCUGCAGAGCAGAGAAAAGGAAGUCAAUGAAGCCCUGGCUAAUCUGGAAGCCACACAGCUGGUACAGUCUGUGGUGGAGGGUCUAGAAGCCAGACUGGCCACUCUGAGGAACGGGAUGGUUGACAUGCCUACAACACAAGAGGCAGUGGAGCGGGCACAGGUCCUGUGUCUGGAUAUUGAGCAAACACAGCAAGCCUCUGACCCUGCAGAACUACAAAAAUGGAGUCAGCUGUCCUCCCGGGCCCGUGAGGAGCUUGGCACUUUGCAGUGCAUUCUGGGUAGCAUGAAGGACAAUCAGGUUCGUUUGGAGCAAGUGGAACGUUGGCUAGAUGCAGUUCAGGAGCUGUUGUCUCGGGAUGCCACAGGGAUGGGUGACACAGAGAGUCUAAGGGAAGAACUGAAUCAGUGCAAGGAGCAUGUGAAUGAGAUGGAGCAGGUGGAAGGUUCACUGAAGCAGAUGGGAGAGAAUGUGAAUUCGGUGCAGGCAGCUGCAGUACCAGGGCUGGCCAGGUGGGGGCAGGACAAAUUGGAUGAGUGCCAGGCUCGGUGGACUUCUCUCAGCAAACAGUUGCUGAGCCAUCAGGAGCGCGUGGCAGAGAGUCAGGAGAAGCAUGUGAAUUUGAGGAAAGACCUGGCAGAGAUGCAGGAGUGGAUGGCCCAAGUUGACGAGGAGUUUCUCAUGAGGGAUUUUGAAUACAAAAGUCCAGAGGAGUUGGAGGCAUCGCUGGAAGAGAUGAAGCGGGCUAAAGAGGAUGUGGUACAGAAAGAGGUGAAAGUGAAGAUCCUGAAAGACAGCAUCAACUUGCUGGUGUCCCGAACAUCACCCACAGGUGGAGUCGGCAGGCAAGAACUGACCUCAGAGCUAGAGGGGGUACUGGCCAACUACCACAAGCUCUGUGACCGCCUCAAGAGCAAGUGUCACACCCUGGAGGAGGUUUGGUCCUGUUGGAUGGAGCUGCUUCAAUACCUGGACAUGGAGCAGAGCUGGCUCAGCACUCUGGAGGAGAAGCUCCAAGCUACUGAAAACCUGCCAGAGAGCACCGAGGCCGUUAAUGAAGCCUUGGAGUCUUUGGAGGGCGUGCUCCGCCACCCUGGGGACAACCGGACACAAAUCAGAGAGCUGGGUCAGACGCUGAUAGACGGGGGCAUACUUGAUGAGCUCAUUAGUGAAAAACUAGAGGCCUUUAAUUCCCGCUACGAGCAACUGAACCACCAGGCAGUGAACCGGCAGAUCAGCCUCGAGCAGCAGCUGCAGACCCUGAAAGAAAACGAACAGGCGCUCCAAGCGCUGCAGGAGUCUCUGAGCCAGCUGGACCACACGCUCACCUCCUACCUCACUGAUCGCAUAGACGCCUUCCAGCUUCCACAGGAAGCACAGACUAUUGGAGCAGAGAUCGCAGCUCACGAGGUGACAGUGGAAGAGAUGAGGAGAAGAAAUGUGGCCAACUUGCCUCCUAACACCGCUGAUGCCAAAGCUGGCCGUGGUGGGACAAUGCUGGAUCACCUACAGAGGAAACUGAGGGAGAUCUCCACAAAAUAUCAGCUUUUCCAGAAGCCUGCUAACUUUGAGCAGCGCAUGCUGGACUGUAAGAGGGUCCUGGAUGGUGCUAAAGCUGAGCUUCACAUCCUGGAUGUUAAAGAUGUGGAACCGGAAAAAAUUCAGUCUCAUCUUGCUGGUUGUCUGAAAUUGUACAAGUUGCUUAGUGAGGUGAAGCUGGAGGUGGAGACGGUGAUAAAAACAGGCCGCCAGAUUGUGCAGAAACAGCAGACGGAGAACCCCAAGGCCAUGGACGAGCAGCUUACUGCUCUUAAAUUGCUCUACAAUGAACUCGGGGCGCAGGUAACAGAGGGCAAACAGGACCUGGAAAAAGCUUUGUCUCUAUCCCAAAAGUUCCAGAAGGAAAGUGCUGUCCUGCAGGACUGGCUGAACACAAACGAGGCCGAGCUCCAGCAGAAAAAUGGCUGCGGAGACAUGCCAGCUGACAUUGACGCUGAGAUUGCAUGGGCUAAUGGUCUGCUGAAGGAGUCGGAGCGUCGGAAGGCGGAGCUAUCUGGCCUGACGGAGAUCGGCGCUGGUUUGCAGACUCUGGUGGAGGGAAGUGACGCUCAGCUGGAGGACAAACUCUGUGGUCUUAAUGAAGCCUGGGAACGUGUUCACACUUUGACUGAGGACUGGCUCAGCACUGUUCUUAGUCACCAGAAUGAGGUGGAAAUUUUGGAUGAAAACUUGGCUCACAUCAGCACCUGGCUCUACCAGACCCAGAUCCACUUGGAUGAGGCUGAACGGCUGGCUCCAGCAGAAAGAGAAAAAGUAAUAAAGAGCAUGCUGGAGGAGCUGGAGGAUAUCGGUCUGCGCGUGGACAACGUCAGGGAUCAAGCUGUCAUCCUGAUGACCAGCAGGGGGCCCGCAUGUCGAGAUGUGGUGGAGCCCAAACUGGCUGAGCUUAACUGCAACUUUGACAAAGUCUCCCAGCACAUAAAAACAGCCAAGAUGUUGACGAGUCUGGAGUCAGGCAGUGCUGAGGUGAACCAGCAGGUCAUUCACAGUCAGGAGAUGCAAGUUGAAAGUCGGAGUCAGAGUCACCCUGACCAGGCUGCAGUCCCAGGUGAAGUAAAGAACCUUCAGGCAGAGCUCCAGGACACACUGAAGGCUCUGCAGCAGCAUCAGCAUGACCCAGUAAACACUUUGGAUGAUGAUAAGAUGGAUGAGGAAAAAGCCAGUGUGGAGGACUUGCUGAGAAGAGGAGAAGAACUGCUGCAGCAAACUUCAGACGAGGGCCAGAGGGAGGAGCUGAGACUUCUGUUGCUCCGGCUGCAAAGUCAAUACUCUGCUCACAGGGAGCUUAAGGUGCUGCAAAUCAGGCGAGCCGAAGUCUCCGUGCAAACGUCGUCUUCUCACACCUUCAGAGAGGAGACAGCUGAGUUUACAGCUGAGGAGAUGUCUGCAGUGGGGCGUAGCAGUGCUCCUUCACUGACUCCAUCUGACUACCUUUUAGACAUCAAUAAAGUUCUUCUCGCCAUGGCUGACAACGAGUUGCUGCUGAACUCCUCUGAGCUCAGCGGGGGCCUUUAUGAAGACUUUUCUAGCCAGGAAGACACACUGAAAAAUAUCAAAGACAAUCUGGACCGUCUGAGCGAGCAGGUCACAGGGAUCCACGAGCGCCAGCCUGACGCCAUCCGGGACGCUUCGCCUGCUGAGGUGGCGCAAAUGGCAGACGCCCUGACACAGCUCAAUGCCGAGUGGGACCGCCUCAACCGCAUGUACAACCAGAGGAAAGGGAGUUUCGACCGUGCUGUAGAGGAGUGGGGGCAGUUUCACUGUGACUUGAAAGACAUCAGUCAGUGGCUGACUGACACAGAAAACCUGCUGUCUGAGAGCGUUAGCCCUGAUGGACAGCUGGACCUGGAAUCUGCACGACAAUACCAAGAGGAGUUGGAAGAAGGCAUUGCUAGUCAUAAGCCCGUCCUGGUUGGACUCAGCCACACUGGAGAGCAGAUAAUUGGCAAGCUCUCCUCUCCUGAUGGGCCCCUGCUUGAAGAGAAGCUGGAAACUCUGGGUCGACGUUGGAGAGCGGUAAACCGCCAAGUCCUAGACAGACAGCGGAGGUUGGCUGGAGGGGAUCCGGCCCUGUCAGAGCUGGUGAGGAGGCGCGAGGAGCUCGCUGUGUGGCUCGAGCAGGCAGAAAAUGCUGUUGGCUCCCUGCCUGUCACUGCCACUGACAGAAAUCUCAAAGAACUGAAGGCCUUUGCUGAGGAAAUGGAUUUACAGAAUGAGCGUCUUGGCUGGCUUAACAAGCACGCUCCUCAGAUCCUGUCCAGUCCCAGUAUUAGCCCGCAGAACAGAGAACAGCAUGUUGCCAAACUCAGAGGCAUAAACCUCAACUGGAGCAAGGUGACCAAUGAGCUGUUGGACAAAGUGGGUGAAGUGGAGGCCAACCUGCAAAGUCACGCCCAGUUUCAAGACAGGAUGAACAGACUGACUGACUGGGCCGUCAUCACGCACCAGACGGUCACGACCCGCGGCCUGAAUCCUGGCCAGGCACUGGAUCUGGAGGCUUCCAUGAAGGACAGAAAGAAGGAGCUGGAGGACCUGUUAGCUCAUUCAAUAGAGCUGCAGAGACGACAGCAGCUGUUGCCUCAAGAAAAGGCUAAGGUUGAGCAGCUGGCAGCUGACUGGAAAGCGUUGGAUGGCCGGCUGAGGGAAUCUCUUGAGCCACCUCUGUCUCCAUGGACACAUCACCAACAUGUAGUCCAACACCAGCAGCUGGCCGUGCAGAUGGCCAGCUUGGUGAGCGAGGACCCACACCACCAAACCCCGCACACACCGGACACCGUGGCGCCCACUGAUCUUAACGAGACUGCCACUGAGCUUGCAGACUGGCUAGUCCUCAUCACCCAGAUGCUCAAGUCUAAUAUUGUCACCGUGGGGGACACGCAGGAGAUCAGGACCACUAUGGGACGUCUUCAGGUGACAAAGAAUGACCUGGAGCAGCGUCACCCUCAGCUAGAGGACAUUUUCACACUGGCGCAGAACAUCAAAAACAAAACCUCCAACCUUGAUGUUCGCACAUCCAUUACUGAGAAAUUGGAGAAGGUGCGCAGCCAGUGGGACAGCACUCAGCAUGGUGUCGAGGCUCGGCUCCAGCAGCUGGAUAAUAUGAUUGGUCACAGCAACCAGUGGGAGGAGCAGAGGAAGGAGGUGAUGGGCCUUAUUGGGCACCACGAAGGACGUUUCCAUAACCUUCUUCAACGUCAGUCCAGAGAUCCCCUGACUGAACAGCUUAAAGACAAUAAGACUCGCAGUCCAGUGUCACGAAUAUCAAAGCGCUGCAUUGUUUUACAGGAGUUUCUCCAAGCUCUGGGCCGAGGCCAAGCUACAGUCGCAGCCUUCAACGAGUUGUCCAAUCACCUUUUACGAGAGUAUUCUACCGAUGACACCAGGAGGAUCAAAGAGGUCGCAGAUAAACACAAUGCUGCCUGGAACAGCCUCAACAAUAGGGCCAAUGACCGUCACACGCAGCUGGACAGUGACCUGAAGGGUGUGCAAGUGUCUCUCAGGGAGCUCGAGUCCUUCCUCAAAUGGCUCCAGGAGGCUGAGACUACGGUCAACGUUCUCGCUGAUGCCUCCCAGAGGGAAGAUGUGUCGCAGGACUCCGCCCACGCGAAGGAGCUGAGGCGACAACUGGAGGUGUACAGCAGAGUGUAUCAAGCACUCGACUACCAUGACACGGACGACUGUGAACCGACACAGACUUCUUGGCACUCACGUCACACAUUCGAGCUGCGAUACUACAGUUCUUACUUAAAGACUCCUUUUUGA
Messenger RNA from Neolamprologus brichardi, 8308 nucleotides. NCBI's taxonomy places the organism in Eukaryota, Metazoa, Chordata, Actinopteri, Cichliformes, Cichlidae. The record is from RefSeq and is a predicted model, not a curated record.